AACAAUCCUUGCAACUCAACCUGCAUCAACAUCUUAAACUUUCACGAAUCAAAAUCACCCUAGUCAACAAACUUUUUCAUCUCACUUGUUCCAUUAACAGAUUCCAUCUUGAUCUAUAUUUCAAAAGACGAUCAAUAGCAACACAAAACUUUAAGCAAUACAGAUCAACCUUACAACCUCAAAAUCAAAACGGAUCAAACCUUUAUUCUCUACACCGAGAACCUGGCUUUGUUUGGGUAUUCGACCUAGUUUCUUCUUGAUUGAGCUGAUCUAAACUUAGCAAGUAAUAGAACUCAAGAAAACAAGCAUACACAUACGAGAUUUGUUCAUCCGGACUUUGUUUCCUACUAUCCGCAAAACUCUCGAACCUUGAUUAUUGAUUGAUGUGAUACAAAAGACUGAUACCUUGUAUUGAUUUCAGACUUGAAAUGAAUGUAUUCGGUUAACCAAAAAAAAUAGACCAUUUUUUCCGGUAGCUACAUGACACUAGCCUUUACAUAUUUAUUCGAGAUUAUUAUAUACCCGACAUUCUGCCCCAAACAAAAUUCCAUCGAAGUUUAAAACAAAUAAACCGAAACCAAACUACCCGAAUAAAAUCAAACCGAUUAUUUAAUUUGGUUUCAAUUUUCCAAUAACCGAAAUUAUCCAAAUCGAACCGGAGCUACCAGACUUGUCUAUUUUGAUUUUUCUUCUAACGAAAGGAGACUUUAGUCUGAUAAAUCACGCCCGUAAUAAAAUAUAUAGCUUCUCCGAGGAUUCGAUUCGAUUCGAUGAAGGCUGCUCGAGUCUUGGCGGCUGCGGCGGCGAGGGUUGGACCGGCUAUAAGGAAGCAAGUGUUAACCAUAACGGACGAAGCUGCCUCUAGGGUUCAUCAUCUCUUGCUCCAGAGGCAAAAACCUUUCCUCCGACUGGGCGUUAAAGCAAGAGGCUGCAACGGUUUAUCAUACACCCUCAAUUACGCAGAUGAGAAAGGGAAAUUUGAUGAGCUGGUGGAGGAGAAAGGAGUGAGGAUCCUUGUGGAACCCAAGGCCUUAAUGCAUGUGAUUGGAACAAAGAUGGAUUUCAUAGAUGAUAAACUAAGAUCAGAGUUUGUGUUCAUCAAUCCAAACUCGCAAGGUCAAUGCGGGUGUGGUGAAUCGUUCAUGACAACAUCUACUUCCUCGAGUGCUAAACAGAGUGGAUAGUGUUGGCUGCUGCACUAUCAUAUAGUAUUAUCACUUUGUUACUAUAUAAUCGGAGUCGUUGAUUGGAAACAAGUCCGGUCGUUGCUCAUAGAUAUUACUGAAGCUUGUGAUUUGUGGAGAUCAAUUAAUGUAUUCUUUAGAACACAAAGUUAUAAUAAAGUGUUGGAUUAUGUAAAAAGUAAUUGAUCUUAGAAUCAGGAGUUUUCGCUA
This is a messenger RNA of Brassica rapa (field mustard), 1394 nucleotides long. Its product is annotated as iron-sulfur assembly protein IscA-like 1, mitochondrial. Gene Ontology annotation, biological process: iron-sulfur cluster assembly. Gene Ontology annotation, cellular component: mitochondrion; cytoplasm. Gene Ontology annotation, molecular function: 2 iron, 2 sulfur cluster binding. Lineage: Eukaryota; Viridiplantae; Streptophyta; Magnoliopsida; Brassicales; Brassicaceae. The record is from RefSeq and is a predicted model, not a curated record.